Larimichthys crocea (large yellow croaker) is the source of this 3254-nucleotide messenger RNA. Its product is annotated as B-cell receptor CD22. The transcript has 19 exons. NCBI's taxonomy places the organism in Eukaryota, Metazoa, Chordata, Actinopteri, Sciaenidae. Bases 278 to 2218 code for a protein of 646 amino acids. The record is from RefSeq and is a predicted model, not a curated record.
AUGGAGAAAAAAGUGAAAAUGGAAACAUUUAGUUUAAAAGAACACAUCUGAAGUUACUCUAAAAGCACACAUAUACUUCCUCUUCCUCUUCUUCCUCAUUCUGCCCCACCACUCCUCCUCCCAUCUCCUGCCACCCGAUUCUGAUCACCAUGCAUCUCUCGCCGCUCUAAGAAAAUCACCUCCAUCACCAGUCGGGUCGUAGGCGUCCUUUAAACCCUGCUCUGUUUGACUGACUGAGCUGAAUGAAGAUACUUUAAGGGAGCUUGUGUCAGCGGAGAUGUUGGCAGGUGCGUUAGUUCUGGGCACCAUCCUUACAGCUUUACCAGGUAUCCAGAGCAGGUGGAGUGUGACAUUUUCAAGGAGGGAGAUCUGUGUGUGGGCAGGAACAACUGUCACUCUGCCCUGCCGUUAUGACUACCCAUCAGGUCAUACUGUGAGGCGGGUCAUGUGGUUCCGUGUGUCUGCAGACGGUCGCAGAGAGUUCACUCACCACACUGACCCGAACCAGAUCAGCCUCUCGUACCGUGGACGUACACGCUACAUCGGUGGCAGCUAUUCCAGCUGUUCGGUCCAGAUUCGGGUUGUGAAACUGAGUGAUGCAGGUGACUACCACUUCAGGUUUGAGACAGACCAACCACUGGGGAGAUGGACCUCCCCUAACACCAUCAGACUUGAUGUAACAGACCUUCAGGUCCAGGUUCAUCCAGCAAGACCUGCCAACAUGUUUGGCUUUGGAGAGACUGUGUUUGUGGGCUGCCAGGCCAGAGGAUGUGCUGCUCCAGGAAGGAGUCUCGCACUGUACAGGAACGGACUGAACCUUGGCUCGCAUGAGAAGUGGAUGAUAAUCAACCGCUUUGACCAGCAGGAUGCUGGAGCGUACACCUGUCGUCCAAUCCCACCACAGAAUGUCCAGUCACCAUCACUCUCUCUGGCACAGGGACACGGUCCUCACUCCACCUCCAUAUCAGUGUUACCAGUGGGAGAGGUGUCCGAGGGGGGUUCGGUCACUCUGACCUGCACUAGUGAUGGAGCUCCACCUGUAGAGAGCUUUGCAUGGUUCAAAGACAUGGACAGUGGCAGCAUCCCAGACAGUUUUAGGCCUCAUCUGCACCUGUCCCACCUCAAAUACACAGACAGAGGAGAGUACUUCUGUGUCGCACGUAACUCGCUGGGAACAGACCGCUCCAAACCGCUUCUACUCAAUGUCACUUACUCUCCAAAGAACACGCGUGUGCUGGUGACUCCUCCAGGUGACAUCAGGGAAGGAUCAUAUGUAAACCUGAGCUGUGUCAGCCACGCCCACCCUCCUGCCAGCAGGUAUGCUUGGUAUCGUAUCCUAGGAGACCAGGUGUUGGCUAAAGGAACCAUCCAGAACCUGACUUUCCCUGUAGUGCGUGCUCACCAUGCUGGCCAGUACUACUGUACAGCAUGGAACCGGUUAGGAUACCAAACCUCCCUUGUUACCACCCUCUCUAUACUUUACCCUCCUAAGAACACCUCAGUUCUGGCUCGUCCCUCCAGUGUGGUAGAUGCUGGUCGACCUUUGACCUUAACCUGCAGCAGUCAGGCCAACCCAGCAGUGGACAACUUUACAUGGCACCGAUUAACUCUGGACGGGGGCUCUGUACAAUCGUGGGGCACCAAGUCGGGUCCUGUCUUCACCUUCUCAGAGGUCGGUCCUGGAGAGAGCGGUCAGUAUUACUGUGAGGCCAGGAAUCGAAUCGGAGUCCACAGCUCUCCUGUCCUCACCGUACGAGUCAGAGGUCGUCUUAAGGUCAUUGCCUUGGCCUCAGCAGUAGGCGUGUCUGCUGGACUCAUCACUCUCACAGUGGCCAUUAUGAUCAGUAAGAACAUGCACAGAGUAGACAUGGAGUCAGGAGAAGCAGCAAACAAGCGUCCGUCAGUGACAGCUGACACCAUGUUCUAUGAGUCAGCCCAACAGACCUUUCCAGUCAGAAAGGGCAAGAUGUCCGACAUACCGGAAGAGCCAGAGGAGUUAAGUGACAGCUCCCACCCCGCCAUCGUCCCUCUGAAGGAUGCUCCACCAAUCACAGAAGCUGAAAGUCACAGCCCUGCCCGCAACUACAUCACUGUGCACUACUCCAAAUUAUCCAGUGGGGACCAGGUGCAGGUCCACAACCUGCCACUUGGCGGUGAUAAAAAGCCGAAGGAUUCCUCCAAAGUUGUUUACACGUUACUGCAACAACCUCACAACUAAAAAGAGAAAUCAGACCACAGAGUUUACUCAGAUUUCUGCUCCUGUUAUUCUCAGCUGAACAACACAUCAGCCUUCCUCGUGUGAACCAGUCGCUUUACAUCCAUUCACCCAGAGAGGAUUGUGGGACAGGAAAUGACUCCUUGUGGACUCUGACGAUGCCUUAUGCUUUUCUGGGUCAGACAUGUUGUGAUGGAUUCUCCACAGUUCAUCAGACCAUGAGGACAACAUGUGGUCCCGGUCCUCACUGGGAGUCCAGCUCUUAAACUGAGUUGCAUGUCUUUCUUUUUUGUUUUCUUACCAUGUGUGCUGCCUGAGGAAGUAGAAAUGCUUCAAAACAAAAAAGUUUAAAAAAAAGUAACGUUCAUGCUGUUGGUUGCUUGCGUUCAUAUUCACAGUACAGACUAUAUCCGCUGCUGCUUUUUAGUUGAUAGUUGACACUGAAGUUCCUAACCAGGUAAAUAUAGAAGACACAGUAUUCCUGGUUGCUACAGCAUUAUUUGAAGCGUGUUCAUCAUUUGUAUUCACACAUAGUUGUCUCUAAUACACAUGACAUACUAGUAGAAAAAACUUUUGACAUCAAUAAAGCAUAUGCAAUAUUUGCCACAUAUGAAUUUCCAUAAACUUAAAUUGUUAACAGGCUUAUUUUGAUUGCUGAUCCUCCAACAUUUAUUCAAUUGAUAAAGCUUGCUUCCAUGAAAUCAAUAAGCAAUAAUGUAGAUAUACAUGUUGUGGUUUGCUACAUUAAAGAAAAAUAAAACAAUUACAAUGGAACAAAUGGUACGUUGAAUGUAUGGUGGAUUUUCUCCAGCUCACAAACAUUUACACAGUGUAACCAGUGUCACCAGAAAUAUGAUUUAGGGGAGCCAGUCCAUGUUUUUAAAAAUAAUAAUAAUAAUAAUAUUAAUUUCUGGGGUGUCAAAUAGCUCAGUUGGUAAAGCAUCGGCCCCAUGUACGAAGUCUCAGCAGUGGCCUAGGGUUAGAAUCCGACUUGCGGCCCUUUGCUGCAUGUCAUUCUCCAUCUCUCUCUCCCCACACU